ACAAUGUUAUGUGCCAAGUUUGAUGGCUGUUAACACAGUUACCAAGCUAGUUUGUACCGCGUUAACUAUUUGAAGAACCAAGGUGCAUGUUUAUUCUAAUUGAUAUGGAAAAGUGUGAUUAUACCACGUUGUUACGGUCGUUACAAUUUCCCGAACGGUGGCUAAACGAAGGAGAUGUGAAAGUUAGUCGGUGAUGAAUAUUAACUUGCUUGUCAUUAUUAAAUAUAUAAUAUGCGUUGAAUACAAAUGCUGUUUGUAUGUAUUCCAAGUCGUACUGUUUUUUAUUCCGUUAUUAAUAAAGUGUCUGCAGAACACGUCUGUCCCAUGAUUUAUAUUACCAAAUUGUUAUAAUGUUUGUAAUACGUACUGUAAAUGUUAUGGUUCCAUUCUGGUUCUUUAAACAUGAACUGUAACUACAUCAACCAGAUCGAAAUGCGUGAUAUGAAUACACCACUUGGAAUAUUGCAAUUUACUGUAACAAUUUUGUUAUCAAGAUAUAAGUCAUCACUUUUUCCAUUGCUGGCCACAUUUUAUGCUGCAAAACAGCGAAGACAGAAAACUAAAUUAAAAUUGGAACUGAGGUGUGUUCCAGAGGAUGCAUUUUUGUGCCAUAUACUCAUGGACACGAAAUCCACAGUUUCAGGGAACGUUAAUGCAUCCAUUUUAGUCAGCUUCAAUACUUUACAAUCCCUUGGUGUCUGCAGUUGUUCAUGGUUGAAAUUGUAUAAAUUCUCAGAGAAAUCUGUGGUUUCUAAUGCAUCACAUUCGUAUCUCGUCCAUGUUAUUGCAGUAGCAGACAUUGAAGAUUCAGUAGCAGUUGUAACCAAUGUCCUUCAUUACAACAUAACCCAAGCCUUGUUACUUGUGAAUGACAUUAUACAAGUGGAAAAGUUGGAUGGACAUGAACUUUUUGUACCAAACAUGGCAACCAUGGCCAGAGUGGGUCUCUUUGAGCCAAUUUGUGACAUCAAGACAGUGCUGGAUACAGUUUUAUCAUGUUACUUCCAACAUCCACACUAUCUUCGAAAAGGUGAUGUUUUCUGCAUAGACAUAGUAAAAUGUGCACCAGCUGUAACAUACCUGAACGGUAAACUUAAGACAUUGUACUUCAAAGUUUUGGAUGUUGAAGGACCAUGUUACGGACAUACAACCCAUCAAGAUUUGAAACAUGGAUACUAUGUUGUCAAGGGAUUCACUUCUUUGGUGCAGGGUUCAAAUCAGCAAGGAUAUGUUCCUCGUAGUGAUGUUACUUUCAUGAAAGGAAAUAAUCUGACGUCACCACUCCUAAGUACGUGUCCAUUUGGCCUGGAUGAAUAUCGAGAUGAGCUGUUGGCUUGCAUACAACCUUUUGUUCUGCGCUUGAACAGCUUUCAGCUUAAACCACUGUUCCUCCUUUCUGGUCCUCGAGGUGUGGGUAAAGGAGAUGUGAUCAGGAAUGUUGCUGAGAGACUGGGCUUGAAUCUGUUCAUCGUGAAUUCAUCUGAGCUACAAGGAGGAUCUGCAGGCUAUACUGAAGGCAAAUUGAAACAUGUCUUCACUAAGGCUCGAAAGGUUGCUCCAUGUAUUAUCCUCUUAGGAAACAUAGAGGUGCUGUGCAGAGAUAAGGAUGGCACAGAGGACACUCGAGCUGUUAGCUCCUUUGUUAGUGAGGUAGAGAAACUGUUCCAGGAAACCAAGACUUUUCCUGUUAUUCUGGUGGCAACAUGCAACAGCAAGAAUGGAUGUGCAUCUGCUGUCUUCCCCACGCUGGCUCGACUGUUUCUUCAUGUGAUACACAUGCAGAGCCCAGAUGAGUUACAGAGAACAGCAAUGCUUCAGUGGAUUUCACAGAAGUGUGGUGUUAGUGUCAAUGCUGAUUUGUCUCAUGUAGCGGCUCAGACUUCAGGAUUCAUCUAUGCAGACCUGGCAGCUCUUGUGUCCCACGCAGUCAGAAAUAAUUUCAAACGUAUGAAAGUAACCUCCUGUGAUGAACAGAACUCUCCAGAUGUCGCAUUAAGCAAUGCUGAUUUUGAAGAAGCCUUAGAUAUCAUGCAUGCAGCAUACUCUGAAGCAAUUGAUGCUCCCAAAAUACCAAAGGUAUCCUGGAAUGAUGUGGGAGGAUUGUCAGACCUAAAAGAGGAGAUAAUGCAGACUAUCAUGUUGCCACUCCAGCAUCCUGGACUUCUGGCAACGGGACUAAAACGAUCAGGUAUUCUUCUUUUUGGACCCCCUGGUACUGGCAAAACGCUGCUGGCGAAGGCUGUUGCCACUGAAUGCAGCCUUAAUUUCUUGUCUGUGAAGGGGCCUGAGUUGCUAAAUAUGUAUGUGGGACAGAGUGAGGAGAAUGUCAGAGAAGUGUUCAGCAGAGCACGAGCUGCUUCACCAUGCAUUAUCUUCUUCGAUGAGCUGGACUCUCUGGCACCAAACCGGGGAAAAACUGGGGACUCAGGUGGGGUGAUGGACAGAGUCGUCUCCCAGCUGCUGGCAGAAAUGGAUGGCCUUCAGGAGACUUCACACUUAUUUGUGAUUGGUGCCACAAAUAGGCCUGACCUUAUUGACCCAGCAUUACUUAGACCUGGCAGGUUUGACAAACUCCUGUAUGUGGGGAUUUCUGAGGAUAAAGAAUCACAACUCAGUAUAAUGGUGGCCCUAACAAGAAGGUUUCAGCUGAGGAGUGAUGUCAAUCUGAAGGAUGUUGUGUCCCUCUUGCCAGACAAAGUGACUGGAGCAGACCUAUACUCCGUCUGUUCACACGCCUGGGCCAUUGCUCUGAGGACUGAGAUUCACAACUUAAUGCAUGGUGGCAGUAGUAUGCCGUCAGCAGUUGAGGUUGGAGUGGAGGACUUCAGAGAAGCAAUAAUCAAUUUAACACCAUCCAUCUCAGAAGAGGACCUUGCUUACUUCCAGAAGAUUCGGGACAAACUCUGAAUAUAAGCAUUUAAUGAUGUGAUGGGCCCAGUUGUAAGGAAGACAGUGCUGGAUUUCAGGGUCAUUUGCUUCACCCCUCAGAAAUUGGCAGAUAGAUUGAUUCAUGUUACAGAUCCAAGCUCCAAUAAAAAUUGAUGUGCCCUUAUUUUUAGGUUUUACUUGUGAGUAUUCAGUAUGAGUGGAUAUGGCCCCCCUUUGACAUGUUAUCACUUAAAGGUGUUAGUUUGUAUGUUUGCAAAUAAACAUGUCUAGACAUUC
This is a messenger RNA of Cryptotermes secundus, 3165 nucleotides long. It is a transcript of the gene Pex6, whose product is annotated as peroxisome assembly factor 2. Gene Ontology annotation, cellular component: peroxisomal membrane; cytosol. Bases 373 to 2907 code for a protein of 844 amino acids. The record is from RefSeq and is a predicted model, not a curated record. Gene Ontology annotation, molecular function: ATP binding; ATP hydrolysis activity. Gene Ontology annotation, biological process: protein import into peroxisome matrix. The transcript has 11 exons. NCBI's taxonomy places the organism in Eukaryota, Metazoa, Arthropoda, Insecta, Blattodea, Kalotermitidae.